Molecule: messenger RNA, 570 nt
Organism: Stylophora pistillata
Lineage: Eukaryota; Metazoa; Cnidaria; Anthozoa; Scleractinia; Pocilloporidae
Source: RefSeq, a predicted model, not a curated record
AUGACGGUGGGGACAGAUCCCUUCGAUUUUGAGUCCAAAACCUACUUGCUAACAGUGGACUACUAUUCGAAGUUUAUUGAAGUCGACAGGCUACAAGACAUGGGAAGUAAAGCAACCAUAGAAGUACUGAAAGCACAGGUCAGCCGACAUGGCAUACCUGAUGUGAUCCGAAGUGACGGGGGUCCGCAGUUCGCUUCAAAGGAUUUUGCAAGAUUCUGCAAAGAAUACGGCAUUGCCCACAAGACUUCGAGCCCCCACCUUCUCGGUGCCAAUGGUGAGGCCGAAAGAGCGGUGCAGACAGUAAAGCGUCUCUGGAGGAAAGCCGCUGAUAUGCAACUCGCCCUCCUGGAUUACAGGACAACCCCACUGGAAGGAGUCAACCUGUCACCAGCACAACUACUGAUGGGCAGACGCCCGAGAAACAAACUCCCCUCUCUUCGUGACCUACUCACACCCACAGCAUACAACCGUCAAGACGUCAUGCACCGUUUAAACCAGCAGAAAGCAAACCAGAAAUUCUACCAUGACAGGAAAUCUGCAAGUGAUCUUUCCGCCCUUGUGCCCAGGUAG